This is a messenger RNA of Anopheles stephensi (Asian malaria mosquito), 1495 nucleotides long. Its product is annotated as glutathione S-transferase 1-1-like. The transcript is spliced from 2 exons. Gene Ontology annotation, biological process: glutathione metabolic process. Lineage: Eukaryota; Metazoa; Arthropoda; Insecta; Diptera; Culicidae. The record is from RefSeq and is a predicted model, not a curated record. Gene Ontology annotation, molecular function: glutathione transferase activity. Bases 325 to 981 code for a protein of 218 amino acids.
CUGUCCUGGAUCAGAAAAUCCUAUGCACACAUGACGAAUGUGGGUUCCACGUUAUUACCGCUUUCCGUGCUUUAAUUGCCAUCAGGGGAAGCAACUCUACUGAACGGGGGAAGGACAUUAGCGGGGAACGACACGCGAAGCGGGAAAGCGGGCCGUAGGUUUAAAAGCGUACGGCAUGCCACGAAUCCUUCACAGUCGGUGCAGAGAAGUCCUGCAGACCGGAGAGCGAGCACAUCCUGGUGGACGGUGAUAUCCCUUCCCGUGUUUUGGAAUAGUGUUUAAACGAGCUGAUCGUUUGUUCGCCUCGGAGUAUAACGCGAAAGGAUGGCCCCAUUGAUUCUGUACCAUUUCCCGGGCUCGCCGCCAUCGCGAUCGGCUCUGCUUGCUUUGCGCAACUUGGAUCUGGAUGCUGAAGUGAAAAUAGUAAAUCUGUUCGCCGGUGAACACCUGGCGGAAGAGUUCAUCGCCAUCAAUCCCGACCACACCGUGCCGACGCUCGUCGACGAGGACUACAUCCUGUGGGAGUCGAAAGCGAUCGUCACGUACCUGGCGGAGCAGUACAAGCCGGGCAGCACGCUCUACCCGAACGAUCCGAAAAAGCGGGGACUCAUCAACCACCGUCUGUACUACGAUUCGGGCACGCUGUUCGUGGCGCUGCGUGACGUACUGAUGUCGGUGCUGCGGUCCGGUGCAACCGUGAUCACGCAGGAGAGGAAGGAUAACGUGCACAAGGCGCUGGAAAAGCUGGAAGCGUAUCUGGACGGGUGCGAUUGGAUUGCGGGCGAUGAGUGCACGCUGGCCGAUCUGUGCGCGCUGUCCAAUGUGGCUACGUUGAAGCAUGUCGGCGUUGGGUUUGACCCGUACCCGAACAUUAACGGUUGGUACGAGCGGUGUCAGGCGCUGCCAGGAUUCGAGGAGAAUGAUGAGGGUGCUAGCUUCCUUGGCAAUGCGGUCAAGUCGAAGCUCGAGGAAGCGUUUUAGAAAGAGUGAAUCGAGCAUGAGCCGGAUUUUACAGAGCGCACGCAUUAACCACACGAUGUUUGCACUGAUGUUUUAAACAACUUCAAGCAUAAUAAAAUGGCACCGUAAUAGCACCUAAAUGAAAGAGGUUGAGUUUGUGCGAAACUUCUAUCCUUUUAGGCAUCGGAUAAGAGCUAGCAGGUUUUUGGGGCGGUUGCGCGGCAAAGUCCUGGGUUCAAAUCCCAUCCGGACCUUUCCUCCGAAGUGAGUGGGCUGAAUAUCUAACUACGUGGUACGAUUAAGUGUUGUAAGCCGGGGAAAGAAGUCAUUAGGCCAAGAAGAGAAAGACGCAGCUGAAAGAAAAAAAGAUCUAAAUGCUGCGUGACAUAUUUUACUAUCAUUGAAUCACUUGCCAAAUUUUAUUUAAAUUCGUGUUUUCUUAUGAGAAUCACAACUCAAUGUCGCACACAGACACACUUUUCUUAUGUACAGUGGUAGUGCUUGUUUUAUGCUAUUCAGACAUUCAGAUGACACC